AAUUCAUACCAGAGAGAAACCUUUUGAAUGUCAGGAAUGUGGGAAAACAUUUUCUCAAUCCGGUACACUCAUUACACAUAGAAGAAUUCACACAGGAGAGAAACCUUUUGAAUGUCAUGAAUGUGGGAAAAGAUUUUCCUGCUCAAGUAAACUCAUUACACAUGGAAGAAUUCAUACAGGAGAGAAGCCUUUUGAAUGUAAGGAAUGUCGGAAAAGGUUUUCCUGCUCAAGAGACCUCACUGUGCAAAGAAGAAUUCAUACAGGAGACAAACCUUAUGAAUGUCAGGAAUGUGGGAAAAGAUUUUCUCUCUCAUAUAACCUCAUUGCUCAUAAAAGAGUUCACACAGGAGAGAAACCUUAUGAAUGUAAGGAAUGUGGGAAAACAUUUUCUCACUCAAGUAACCUCAUUCCUCAUAGAAGAAUUCACACAGGAGAGAAACCUUACGAAUGUCAGGAAUGCGGGAAAACAUUUUCACUCUUACGUUCCCUCACGGAACAUCGUAGAAUUCACACAGGAGAGAAACCUUAUGAAUGUCAGGAAUGUGGGAAAACAUUUUCACAGUCAGGUGGCCUCACUAAACAUAGUAGAAUUCACACAGGAGAGAGACCGUAUAAAUGUGAAGAAUGUGGGGAAUCGUUUAGGCACUCAUAUCAGCUCAGUAAGCAUCGAAGAAUCCACCCACUGAAGAUCUGUUAA
Elephantulus edwardii (Cape elephant shrew) is the source of this 697-nucleotide messenger RNA. RefSeq names its product zinc finger protein 383-like. The annotation marks the transcript as partial. The transcript has 3 exons. Gene Ontology annotation, biological process: regulation of cytokine production; negative regulation of transcription by RNA polymerase II; regulation of immune system process. The record is from RefSeq and is a predicted model, not a curated record. NCBI's taxonomy places the organism in Eukaryota, Metazoa, Chordata, Mammalia, Macroscelidea, Macroscelididae.